Rhineura floridana is the source of this 1093-nucleotide messenger RNA. RefSeq names its product DDRGK domain containing 1 (gene DDRGK1). The transcript is spliced from 10 exons. The coding region runs from base 174 to 1037 and encodes 287 amino acids. Lineage: Eukaryota; Metazoa; Chordata; Lepidosauria; Squamata; Rhineuridae. The record is from RefSeq and is a predicted model, not a curated record.
GCUUCUCGUCUUCGUCAGCCGCGUCAGGGGACAGGCGCGCGCGGUGUCCCCUGCAGCCUACGAACAUGCAACUCCACAUCUUACUGUGCUUUUGUUGCAUUGGGUGUGUUCACAGAAAAGAAUAAAACCUUAGUUUGCAUUCAGAGAACACUGAUUACAUACACACAUGCACUAUGGAUGUUGCUGCAGUUCAGAGCGCAUCAAUCAGGUGUGGAGCGCAUCUGCCCACUAACUCUUGGGGUGAUGAGGAACACCAACAAAAUGUGGUGGCUGCUGCAGCAGGCAGGCCUCAGCCCCACACCAGUGAGCGGGGAGAGGGGAUGCCCCGACGCCGGAGGACCAUGGGGAGCAGGAUGCUGGCUCAGAGACGCUCACAGCAGGCAGAGGAGGUGAUGGAAGAGGAGAACGAUGACGCUGAAGGGGCUGAACCCCAGUUUUCUGGGAAGGUUGGAGCAAAGAAACAGCGCAAGUUAGAGGAGAAGCAAGCCAGAAAAGCUCAGCGAGAGGCUGAAGAAGCAGAACGUGAGGAACGAAAGAAGCUUGAGCAGAAGCGAGAGGAAGAGAGGCGCAAAGAGGAGGAACGGCUGCGCCUGGAGGAGGAGAAGCAGGAAGAAGAAAAGAAGAAGGCAAAAGAAGAGGAGGAGGAGCGGGAGCACGAGGAAUAUCUGAAGCUGAAGGAGAGCUUUGUGGUGGAAGAAGAAGGGCUGGAUGAAGCCAUGACAGAGGAGGAGUCCCGUAGCUUCCUAACAGAACUUCUUGAAUACAUUAAGAGUGCCAAAGUAGUUCUUCUGGAAGACCUGGCCUCGCAUCUGGGCAUAAGGACACAGGAUGCAAUUAAUAGAGUACAAGACCUGAUGGCAGAUGGAACGCUAACAGGCGUAAUCGAUGAUCGAGGCAAGUUCAUCUACAUCACCCCAAAGGAGAUGACCGCCGUGGCUGAGUUUAUUCGCCAGAGGGGACGUGUCUCCAUUAUGGAACUGGCUCAACAAAGCAAUUCUCUCAUCAACCUACAACCUGAAGCCAAGGGGGUGGCAUAAGAAGGCAAUCUCUUAUGGAUAGGAGGAAAAUAAAGCAUAGUUAUGGAAUGGGUAAA